GAUCAAAGUGCAGGCAGUAAUCUAACCUAAAAACAUUGAAAGUUUUCGAAAAAACACGCGUAUUAAUGAAUAAAUAUAAGUUAAACUACGUUUAUUUCGAUGUUUAAACACAAUAGGACUUUUAAGAAUAUUUAUUUAGGUUAUGAAUUUGUUAAAAACAAUGAUUUAUUUAGAUCAAGAUGCAAUUUAAAAACAUUCACAAGGGACUACAGUGCCAAACUGACUUCUUUCAAUAAUGUUUUGGUAGUUUCAAAAUUAUCCCGAUAUGAAUAUGAGCAAAGACGUCACCAAGACUUAAGCAGUCAAGAACUUGAAAAACUAUUGAGAAAUAGGGGGACUGAUUAUGAAAAAUUAGUAAAAUUUCAUGAUUUACAUAAGAGAUUUGAGGAAAAUGUUGUUACAACACUUGAGAAUAUGGGGAUAUGUGUUACAGUAUGCAAUAGAUUUAGUUUUUGUGAGGAUCUUGUUAAUCAAGCUGAUGUGAUAAUGCCAGUAGGAGGUGAUGGUACUUUUUUACUGGCAUCUAGUUUAAUAAAAGAUAAUAAAAAACCUGUUAUUGGGUUUAAUUCUGAUCCCAAUAGAUCUGAAGGGCAUUUGUGUUUGCCCAAAAAAUAUUCCACAAACAUUAGAGAAGCUAUUGAGAAAUUACAAAAGGGCAACUUUAAAUGGCUUAUGAGAAACAGGAUAAGGACAACAAUGUUAAAUAAGGAUGAAAUUUUAACGCCCAAAUAUUUACAUGAAAUCGAAAAUGAAUCUAUUACAAUUGAAGAAUGUAGCAGAUUUUUUGGUGAAGGAUCUUACAAAGUUUUACCCGUUUUAGCCCUAAAUGAGGUUUUUAUUGGUGAAACUCUAUCAGCCAGAGUGUCACACUUACAUAUGAGGUUAAAUAAUAAUAUAAACACAACAAAUCUUAAGUGUUCUGGGUUGUGUGUAAGUACAGGAACAGGUUCUACGUCUUGGCAUCUAAGCAUAAAUCGGCUACCAACUCAAACAGUAGCCGAAUUAUUAAGGCUUAUAGAUGUUGAAACUACAGAAAAUAAAGACAAUUUGGCAGCUACUUUGUCGGAUAUUUACAACAAAAACCUCAUUUUCAACCCAGAUGAUAAAAGAUUGGGUUAUACAAUCAGGGAUUUGGUAUCUGCGGGAGUUUGGCCCCAACCCAAAGGAAUUCAAUCAAGAGGUUUUGCAACAAGGAUAGAAGUCCGAUCAUUUUGUUAUGAAGCUUCUCUCGUAAUAGAUGGGGGAGUUUCAUUUUCUUUUAACGAUGGCACAGUGGCUGUACUAGAAAUUUGCCCUGAUGAUUCCCUACGUACAGUAAUUUUAUCUGAAUAAAUUUUUAUAUUGUAAUUAUAAGAUAUACUUACUUAUACUAUAUUUUUAUAAACCAUUAAAUAAACAAACUGGAC
This is a messenger RNA of Brassicogethes aeneus, 1406 nucleotides long. The record is from the annotation of a GenBank genome assembly. NCBI's taxonomy places the organism in Eukaryota, Metazoa, Arthropoda, Insecta, Coleoptera, Nitidulidae.